This is a messenger RNA of Engraulis encrasicolus (European anchovy), 5217 nucleotides long. It is a transcript of the gene ubl3b, whose product is annotated as ubiquitin-like 3b. The record is from RefSeq and is a predicted model, not a curated record. The coding region runs from base 3138 to 3491 and encodes 117 amino acids. Gene Ontology annotation, molecular function: protein binding. Lineage: Eukaryota; Metazoa; Chordata; Actinopteri; Clupeiformes; Engraulidae. The transcript has 5 exons.
GCUUCCCAAGAAGGCUCGGGCCCAUAGAUAUAAAGUAUGUACUUACGUUUUUUUUUUUUUGUUUUUUUUUAAAGAACUCAACCUUUUCAUGAAUUGCCGUCUUUUUUAUUUUUCCUAUCAGACUUGUGCUACAUGAGGAGAGGGAGCUCUCUGAGCAUUUGCUGCACUUAACGAGGCUUGAACACUAUUGGCUGGUUUCAUAGACAAAGACUGAAUCUUGGGUAACCUGGUCCAUGAUCCAUGAUCUCUGUUUGUGAAACCAAACCAGCAAGUUUGAAACUUGACUCUUUUUUCCAGACCGCUGAAAGGUCGUAAUUUCUCUUAGAGAGGACUGUAUUUAUUUUUUAUUUGUUUUUGGCGCGAUUCCAGAAAAAAUGGUCACCAAUUUAUUACUAUUAUUUGAAUAUUUAUACAGAUACAUGCAUGUAUAUUUUUGUUAUAGACAUUGAUAUUUAUGUAUGGCUUAAUCUGGUCAUGAAGUAUGAAUUUUUUUGACGGAUGCCUGUCUUUCCAAAAAAAAAAAAAGCCCCCUUGGUCUGUCUGAACAUGUUCAUGUGCAACGUGGAUUUGAAAUUCACUUUGCUACUCGAGUGAAACACAGAAGUAUUUUUUUAUACUAUGAUUUAUGUCUCGUAUUCCAAAAUCAUUGCUAUGUCUUCUUUAUAGUUGUAUAUAUGUUUAUGUAUGUAUAUGUACAGAUCUACUUGUCAUUAACAGUAUAAUAGGGGUCGUAAUGAACUAAACAUCUUUCGUUUAGGUUUUUUCUUUUUUUCAUUUGUUCUUUUAAACAGUCCUUUCUGUUGGACAUUGUGUAUUCCGACUCAAAGAAAUGUAAAAGCUUUAGCUUCAUUUAGCUAUAUCUUUUCCGUAGCUUCAUUUACCUUUUUGUCUUUUUUAUAUCUUAACAACCAAGAUGUUACCGCAAGCCUUGUCACUCUGUGCCUGUUUAUUAUUGGUUUACAUGUCAUAUCUUGUAUGGUUUACUUUUGAAAAACGCUAUGCUGCUGUAUCCGUUAAAACAAAGUUGACCUUACACAGAUUUGUUUUUGUUUUUAAAUAUAUCAAAUUUUGGUUAAAUCUUCCAGUAUGGUAUUACGGUGUGUAACAUGUUAUUGUUUGUAACUGUAACAUGUAACGAUAGCAUCUUGGGGAGAAACGAAGCAAUGCUGGGGUGCAUUUCUCAAAACCAAAGUUGCUUACUACAUUAGCUACUUUGUUGUUUUCAAUGCAUUUUCCCAUUGGCAACUACUUAAGUUGCUAACAGGCUGACAACUUCUCUUUUGAGAAAUGAACCCUAGAUGACACUGUGAAGGUGAUACUGUGUAGCCUACCUUAGCCAAGUUCUUGUCUGCCCUUACUGUUAGUACUUUUAAGUGUUUAGCACUAAGGAUCACAGUAUUGCGACAUUGUGAAUUUCUAAACCCCAAACUUCAGCUGUUACAAACUUGCAAACUGAUGCGAACGGUUCAGUUUUGCUUAAACGUGUAUCAGUAUACUGGUUGAUUGUACAGUGUUUGUUUACAGGUGCUUUUUUAAACCUGGAGUGUAUGAUUUGGGUCCAUCUUGGUGUUUUCAAAUGCCACUAAAUUAUAAACAUCUGACGUGUUAUAACACCAGUAUAUUAAUGUAUAUAACAUUUAGGCUAUUUUUCAGCUUUGGUUCAGCGAUGUAUGGGAACACUGACCUGACAAUGUUGUUACCAUAGGCUUAACAAAGUUAACUGUUACAUCUGUCGGUCUAUCAACUCUAUGUAAAUAUAUGUAAGUACUAGAAAACGAAAUGUAUAUAGAUGGACUUUUUUCUUUAGUAAAGGUGUUUUGACAAAUUCAAAUUCUCAGCUUCUGUCUCUUUUAUUGAUUGUCCAUUUAUCCAUCAUAUGACUCAAGUUGUAUUUUCACUGAAAUAUAAUUUCUGCUGUGUGCAAUGAUAAUUUCUCAUGAAUGCUUGAUGCCAUGAAAUGUUCACCUCUGCAGACAAAAUGGGGACUCUGAUAGAAACUCCAACUCCCAGAAUCCCUCAGUGCCGUUUCCUGUGUCUAUGGCCAGCUGAUUUCCUGUGUCUUUAAAUUCGCUGCCAUCAAUCUGGUGUUUUUCAAGUGGAUAAAGAUCAACCUCAAACGAUGGGUAGACCUCCACUUUUACGAUAGUGUUGUCGUUGUAGUUGUACUGCUAUGCUGAUGUGGUGUUGUAUGUGCAAGUGAGAGAAAGGCGCCGAUUUCAGUCGCCAUCAAAGGUUGGCAUUUUCUGUGUUUCGGUUCCCCUUUUUAUGCCGCAGUCUCAGCAAAAAAUAACAUUAGCUGGUUAGCUUUCGUUUCUGAUAGCGUGUUUUUCUGUCUGCCUUCGCGUAUCUGAAGGGUGACCUUAUAGUUCAUCUGUUUACAGAAUGAGUUUUUGCAUUGCUCAUUUCUUUAGCGACUCGCGCUGUUGCAGUGGGAUUCACUGAUUGUUGACAUUAGCUGUUUGGUUAGCUAUCGUGAGAGCAGCAAAACACAUCACAGCUAAAGUUAGCUGCGCUUUCUGCUUUUAGCUAGGCUGACAACCUGCACCAUCCUGCAUUUCCCUGACUGGUAAGCGUGCCUGGUGCCUUUACAGUUUGUUGAUACAGGAUUUCGCUGUCAGUGCCAGGUUUGUGGUCAGGGGAAAGACUGCUCUCCAAGUGAGGCAUUGCGAGUCCAAGAAGAGCUUACGACAUGCUAACUUAAGAGGAAUAUAAUGUAAGCUGCUAACCAGAUGUGUUAUUCAGGAGGUACAAGCUAACAUACACUGUACAUUUUGUUAACAGGUGAAAUAAAACGUUCGAGUGAGAUUGUAAUAUAAUUGAGGUAAGCUUUAACCAACAACCAUAUAGCCAGGUCAUUAUUUGUAAACACUGGUGGGCGCGCGCCAUCAGCUGUCGCGUCUAUAAAUGAUAGCGGUGGCUCGAGUUUUAUGUGCGUUUGCCAGACAACAUACUAGUCGGGAGUGUUGAAGUGGAGCUCUUGACUUAGUGCCAGGCGGUGGGUAGCAGAAAAGGGGUUGGGGGGUACGAAGUGCUGAACCGCACACAGGGUCUUUGUGCCAAGGGGUUCGCCCCCCUUCAUCGCCGACGACGCAUCUCUACACAACCUGUCUGCUGCUCUUCCACCUCUGCCCGCAGUCAUGACAACUCAAAGAGACCCCGAUGCGGUGAAUCUUCGCCUGAUUCUGGUCAGCGGUAAGACCCAGGACUUCACAUUCUCACCCAACGACUCGGCCACCGACAUUGCCCGCCAUGUCUUCGACAACUGGCCUGAGGGUUGGGAGGAGGAGCAGGUGAGCAGCCCCAGCAUCCUGCGCCUCAUCUUCCAGGGACGCUUCCUGCACGGCAACGUCACGCUUGGAGCUCUGAAGCUCCCCCCUGGCAGAACAACUGUCAUGCACUUGGUUGCCAGAGAAACCCUGCCGGAGCCCAACUCUCAUGGCCAGAGGAACAGAGAGAAGACCACAGAGAGCAGCUGCUGCCUAUUGUUGUGAAAGAACGAAAGAAAGAAGAAAAUCAAGAAACGAGAAACAAAGAGAGAAUGACAGAAAUGACAGACCCCAAAAACUAUUGCCACAUCCACGUCCCCCAUCCCCUAUCUCCAGGACUUCCUCUCAUCUCUUCUACUCCAUCUCAGCCUACGCCCAGUCACACUUGCGUAGCUCUCUCUCUCUCUCUCUCUCUCUCUCUCUCUCUCUCUCUCUCUCUCUCUCUCUCUCUCUCUCUCUCUCUCUCUCUCUCUCUCUCUCUCUCUCCUGGUGGAGUGUUUUUUGAAGUGAUUGAUUUUAUUUCUUUUAUUAUCGUUUUGCCUGAGAACUCUUCAAAACGGAACAGAACUGGAUCCUUUUUUUUGCCGUAGCUCUUAAACACCGUUUUGUUUUUGCCAACCAGACCCCCCCCCCCCCCCCCCCUUCUCUCUUUUUGGUGCCAAGUUAUAUUAGCAGAUAUUUUGUUGUUGUUGCCAAAAAGAACUCGCAUCGAGAUUUUACUAAAGGACAAAUAAAGAAAAAACAAUGAACUCUGGAUAUGGACAAAACAGACUAAACUGUGUACAGAAUGCUGCCAAAAUUGGGCUCUGGUCGCUACGGGUGAUGAGAGAGGUGAGUGGGAGUGAAGGUCUUGACGAGGGAUAGGACCCGACCCUGUUGUCCCUUAAAGAGGGGUCAAAUCGUUCAACUUGGCAUUUGAGAGGAUGUCGCUGGGUUUUUUGAACGUUCCAGGGCUGCUCCUUGAUGACUUUUUAAAUGGGAUGUGAAGUGAAUGAUCUAUGCCCCUGAUGACUUUUUAAAGAGGAUUUCAAGUGAACUCUCCAUGCUCUUAGGGCUCCUACACUAGACAUCUGCUGCAGUCAAAUGUUUUGUUUCUCUGCGCCAAUAAAAGACUUGGCCUUUUGGAGGGUUCGAACACACUCCCCUUCUCUGGGACGACUUUUGAAUUUCAAAGUUUCAGUGGAUUCAAGCACUCCCCUCCUCUGAGAAGUCAUGCUGGAGAGGAUGUUGAGAGGGAUUGAACGUUUCCCUUGGACUUUGCACAUGGGGACAGGACAAGAGAGGUGUCCCAUACAUGUCCGUGACAAAAGACACUUUUCCUCCUUUGUGACGCUUUUCUCCGUGUCAGAGCUGGCCCUGUGGCAGCCUUGAGAACGGAUGGGACAACGAAAUCAUGCCUCAAGUUGUGAAAAAUAAAACACUUGUUUUUUGGGUGUGUGUACUGUACGCCUGUGUGCGUGCUCGUGGUUCUGUAGCCAGAGACUUUUUUUUGUUUUGGACUGCACUUAACCUUGGAACUUUAUCUUCACUUAAUCGUGUGUUUUUAAUGGUCUUAAUGGCACAACAUAACCCCUCCCCUCCCUCCCGUCUCUGUCUCCCCGCCUGCCUCCCCUACACACAGUUUGCCAUUCUCAACUUGCCUGCUAGUGAUGUGCCAUGUGUCACCGAAAAAAAAAAACCUUUUAUCAUCCAAAUAUGAAUCUGCCUAUUUAGCUGUAUCUUCCAGAGGUGUCUAAAGUAGAGGUACUCUUACUUGUGUGAUUACAACACUAGUACAUGCUCUUACGUAGUCUUUACACCAGUUACUCCAUCGUACCUAAUAGGGAUGUAAAUAAAAUCGAAAUGUUUCGAUGUAUCGGAAGUAUCGGCCGCCGAUUUAAUCGAAUCGCAUCGUAGGACAUUCUUAAGAAUCGAAAAGAAUCGAAUCGUUGGCCCCUGAGCAAUGCCCUAG